Messenger RNA from Exophiala aquamarina CBS 119918, 501 nucleotides. RefSeq names its product ubiquitin-conjugating enzyme E2-18 kDa. The coding region runs from base 1 to 501 and encodes 166 amino acids. The record is from RefSeq and is a predicted model, not a curated record. Lineage: Eukaryota; Fungi; Ascomycota; Eurotiomycetes; Chaetothyriales; Herpotrichiellaceae. Gene Ontology annotation, cellular component: endoplasmic reticulum; cytosol. The transcript has 2 exons.
AUGAGUGGAAGCGUCGCAUCUAAGCGUUUGUUCUCAGAAUACAAGGCUUUACUCACAAAUCCCCCCGAUGGAAUCACCGCAGGUCCGGUCAGCGAGGAUGACCUGUUUGUCUGGGAGGCUCUGAUCCAGGGCCCCGAAGAGACCCCAUUUGAAGGUGGCAUCUUCCCUGCCGAGCUCAAGUUUCCCAAAGAUUAUCCACUCAAUCCCCCUAAGAUGAAGUUUCUCGGAGAAAUCUGGCAUCCUAACGUCUACGCCAAUGGAGAAGUGUGCAUCUCCAUCCUCCACCCACCCGGCGAUGAUCCUAACCACUACGAGAGCGCCUCGGAGAGAUGGUCUCCCAUUCAAAGCGUGGAGAAGAUAUUGAUAUCCGUCAUGUCCAUGCUUGCCGAACCCAACGAUGAAAGUCCUGCCAAUGUUGAAGCAGCCAAGAUGUGGCGGGAUCGACGGCCUGACUUCGAGAAGAAGGUCAGAGACGGUGUAAGACGGUCAUUGGGACUGUGA